This is a messenger RNA of Entelurus aequoreus (snake pipefish), 1459 nucleotides long. Its product is annotated as Carbohydrate sulfotransferase 1-like. Gene Ontology annotation, molecular function: keratan sulfotransferase activity; N-acetylglucosamine 6-O-sulfotransferase activity. NCBI's taxonomy places the organism in Eukaryota, Metazoa, Chordata, Actinopteri, Syngnathiformes, Syngnathidae. The record is from RefSeq and is a predicted model, not a curated record. The coding region runs from base 91 to 1371 and encodes 426 amino acids. Gene Ontology annotation, cellular component: membrane. Gene Ontology annotation, biological process: N-acetylglucosamine metabolic process; keratan sulfate proteoglycan metabolic process. The transcript has 3 exons.
UCAGCCUCGCACUUUUUAGGUGGGGAAAAAAAGCACCCCUGUAGACCGCACCACAAUUGGGGAUGUAGAGCCCGAAGGUGGAGGAACGGGAUGGAGUGCUCCUGGAAGACGGUGUUGCUGCUGGUGUGCGCCUCACUGGGAGUCCAGUACACAGCCAUCCGCACGCUGAGGGACUCACGGUCUGGACCGUGUCAGGGUGUCUAUCAAUGUCAGAGCAAACAUCACAGAGAAUCCAAUUGGAGACCUUUGUGCGAUGAGAGCUGGACGUCCACGGAGGCACCUCGGAAGCACAUCCUGUUGUUUGCCACGACGCGCAGUGGUUCCUCCUUCACCGGUCAGCUCCUCAAUCAGCACCCUGAGAUCUUUUACAUGUUUGAACCUCUUUACCACGUCCAGCAGGCCUUCACAAACUCCAGUGGUAGACUGCGUCGCGGCUUAGACCGCCGGGCCCUCCUGGGCGCAUACAGAGACCUCCUGCUCAACUUGUACAACUGCGACCUUCACUUUAUAGAGAGUUACAUCCGCCCUGAGCCCCAGGACCACGUCACUAAUUUUUUCUUUCGCAGAAGCUCGAGUCAUGCUCUUUGUUCUCCGCCGGUGUGCAUGGAAGGAGCAGAUGGACAAGUACUUGAGCCACCUGAAGAAACAUGGUGUACCAAAAAGUGUGGGGCACUGAACCUCACCUUAGCUUCAACAUCGUGUCUAUCGAGAGGUCACAUAGCCAUAAAGACUGUUCGGAUCCCUGAGGUGGGGGACCUGCGAACUUUAGUUGAAGAUCCACGCCUAGACCUUAAAAUCAUUCACCUGGUGAGGGACCCUAGAGCCAUUCUGGCCUCACGCAUGAUGGCAUUUUCAGAUCAGUUUCGCGCUUGGAAAAUAUGGAAUGCUACAGGACGGCAGCCCCGGUAUGUGGAUCUAUCGCAGAUCACAAGCACCUGCAAGGACAUGGUGGCCUCUGCAGAAACAGGUUUACAGAAACCAGUUUGGCUGCAGGGACGCUACCUCUUGGUGAGAUACGAGGACCUGGCAUUCAACCCACAGCACAAAGCCACAGAGAUUUACCAGUUUCUUGGGCUAGAUAUGGAGGACAGGGUUCAGGCAUGGAUUACAAAGAACACCAACAGUAAUUUGUCUUCUCCAUCAGAAUGGAAUUACAGAUACUCCACCACCAGAGAUUCCAGGGUGACAGCUGAGAGCUGGAGGCUUCGUCUCGGCUUUGACAUUGUCAGAACUGUGCAGAAUCUGUGUAACAAAACAUUGGCCCUGUUGGGGUAUAAACUUGUUCAUUCUGCAGCCCAACUUAGAAACUUGUCUCACAGUCUAGUAGAAACCAGACGGAACCUAGAAACAUUCCAACCCAGCCUAUCUUAAACAUGAGGCCAAUCAGUUAUUGGGUCGCAUAAUGUCAGAGUAAAUUGCUGUAAGUUAUUUGAUUGAUUGUCAAGGCAGACAAUUUCUU